This is a messenger RNA of Colletotrichum godetiae, 771 nucleotides long. RefSeq lists its product as uncharacterized. The coding region runs from base 1 to 771 and encodes 256 amino acids. The transcript has a single exon. Lineage: Eukaryota; Fungi; Ascomycota; Sordariomycetes; Glomerellales; Glomerellaceae. The record is from RefSeq and is a predicted model, not a curated record.
AUGCAUCCCCUCUCUCAUCUCACCCUCUUUCUCUCGCUCCUCUUCCUCCUCCUCGCAACAUCAACAGCAGCUCUCCCAGCAACACCAGCAACACCCACAAACCCCCCACCAACAUCAACAUCCUCACCAGACACACAACAACCUCCAAUCCAGCCCUUCCACCCCACCACCGGCGCAGCCCUCUUCCCAACAGGCAUACCCGCCUCCCCGCGCCCAAACCCAAACCAGUCUCCAGCUCCAUCCCCAAUCUACUCAACCCUUACUCCCAAAUUCCCACCCUCAAACUCCUCCUCCUCGCCGGGGCACCACAACUCCACAUCACCCUGCGCAUCAGGCCGACCCCUCCGCCUGGGCCCAGCCCGCCUCCACAAGAACCCUCACAACCGAACAUCCUCCUCCUCCUCCUCCUCCUCACCCUCCCUUCCGCCAUCAACCACAGCCCCCACCGAAGCAGCCGUUGCCGCCGCCGCUGCCAUCGCCGCAGCAGCAGUAGAAACCCCAGCAGAUUCCGGCCCAAGAAACUACGCCUCCCUCAUCCCCCCGGCCCCCGGCGUAACCCCCCGUCCGGAGCCGAACCUCGCCGAAAUGGGAUACUACCAGACGACGUACUACUCCUGCGCGACGCGAGGCACCUCGACACACUGCGGCUGGCACAGACCCAUCAUGGUCGCACCCGCCAACAACGCUGCUGCUACUGCUGCCGUGAGCCGCAAGGCCGGCAUCGGGGCGUUGGUCGUCGCUGCCGUCGUCGGUGUCCUCGUGGCUGGGUGA